Molecule: messenger RNA, 1068 nt
Organism: Biomphalaria glabrata
Lineage: Eukaryota; Metazoa; Mollusca; Gastropoda; Planorbidae
Exons: 1
Coding region: 1-1068 (355 amino acids)
Source: RefSeq, a predicted model, not a curated record
AUGGACCAGUACACAACAGAAAAGUACAGUACCGUACACAACAGAAAAGUACAGUACCGUACACAACAGAAAAGUACAGUACAGUACACAACAGAAAAGUACAGUACAGUACACAACAGAAAAGUACAGUACAGUACACAACAGAAAAGUACAGUACCGUACACAACAGAAAAGUACAGUACAGUACACAACAGAAAAGUACAGUACAGUACACAACAGAAAAGUACAGUACAGUACACAACAGAAAAGUACAGUACAGUACACAACAGAAAAGUACAGUACAGUACACAACAGAAAAGUACAGUACAGUACACAACAGAAAAGUACAGUACAGUACACAACAGAAAAGUACAGUACAGUACACAACAGAAAAGUACAGUACAGUACACAACAGAAAAGUACAGUACAGUACACAACAGAAAAGUACAGUACAGUACACAACAGAAAAGUACAGUACAGUACACAACAGAAAAGUACAGUACAGUACACAACAGAAAAGUACAGUACAGUACACAACAGAAAAGUACAGUACAGUACACAACAGAAAAGUACAGUACAGUACACAACAGAAAAGUACAGUACAGUACACAACAGAAAAGUACAGUACAGUACACAACAGAAAAGUACAGUACAGUACACAACAGAAAAGUACAGUACAGUACACAACAGAAAAGUACAGUACAGUACACAACAGAAAAGUACAGUACAGUACACAACAGAAAAGUACAGUACAGUACACAACAGAAAAGUACAGUACAGUACACAACAGAAAAGUACAGUACCGUACACAACAGAAAAGUACAGUACCGUACACAACAGAAAAGUACAGUACCGUACACAACAGAAAAGUACAGUACAGUACACAACAGAAAAGUACAGUACAGUACACAACAGAAAAGUACAGUACAGUACACAACAGAAAAGUACAGUACAGUACACAACAGAAAAGUACAGUACAGUACACAACAGAAAAGUACAGUACAGUACACAACAGAAAAGUACAGUACAGUACAACUAGAUUGCCAUGUUCCUCCUGUCUUUAGUAGUGCAUUUCCUGUUCUUUUCUAG